Molecule: messenger RNA, 4816 nt
Organism: Amphibalanus amphitrite
Lineage: Eukaryota; Metazoa; Arthropoda; Thecostraca; Balanomorpha; Balanidae
Product: major facilitator superfamily domain-containing protein 4A-like
Exons: 11
Coding region: 638-2365 (575 amino acids)
Biological process (GO): transmembrane transport
Source: RefSeq, a predicted model, not a curated record
CAGUCGACCGCCGUGCUCGGGCACGGCCGGAGCACGGCUCGGGAACGGCCGGAGCACGGCCACUGGGAGCGGAGGGUGGCCGCGGGGACUGGAGGCCGAUCAGAGGGACUGGAGGGCGGCAGGAGCGACCGGUGCGUCACAGGGAAGCUAAACCAUCGGUAAAUCAUCGGCGACCGGCGUCAGCUAAACCACGGUCAGAGCAAAGUCAAAAUACGGUAAGGGAACGUUGAGAACACAGCAAGAAAAUGGCCAGAACACGUAAGAGAACGGUCAGCUUAUAACAAGAACGGUCAGAGCGCGGCACAGGACGACUUGUUGUUGCCUCAGGACGGCAAACUGACGGUUACAUCGGGCUACAUAUAAAAUAAAGGAAGGAAGAGCCUGUGACUGUGGAAGAGCUUAGUGCUGCGGGGGACGGACGUGUGCCUAACAGCUGACUCAGCUGAAAACUUGAUACAGAGCCUCACAGCUCGGUUCACAAAAGCUGCAGAGAAGCAGGCACAAAAUGUGCUCCCAACGGAAGGAUGACCUGUUGGCCGGUGAUUGGUGCGUGGAGUGGUGACACUAUGUUAAUUGGGUGAUCGAGGCGGCCGCCGACCCUGUGAUUGAACAGUGCCUGUGACGGGUCACAUUAACAAUGGAGCCUCAGCACGACCCAGCCGCGGCUGUGGCCGGUGCUCCUACCCGCCCUCAGCGACCAGCCCAGCCCCCUACACAGCCCCCAUCCCAGCCCUCAGCCCAGGCCCCGGACCAGCCCCCAGCCACGGCCCGGAAGGCCAGCCGACCGCCCCUGGACUAUGACCAAGUGCCGUACUCACGAAAACCUCACGAAGUUAGUGUGUUCAUCGUGCCAGCCGAGAGGAGGGUGCAGUUCUGGUCCAUGUUCCUCAAGAACUGGCACGUCACCAUCACCUACUGCUUCGUCUUCUGGUCGUUCGGCAUGUGCGUGGCCUUCCUCGGACCCACGCUGGGGGAUCUCGGCUGUCAGACGGAGACGCCGUUCGCCACCAUGAGCUGGGUGUUCUUCGCUCAGGCUCUGUUCACUCUGCUGGGCUCCAUCGUGGGCGGCGUCCUCGUACAAAGGACGUCGGCGCACGGCGCCAUGUUGGUGUCACUGCUGAUGCUGGCCGUCACGCUGGCCAUGGUGCCACAGUGCUGGAGCCUCUCGAUGCUGGCGCUGAACCUGGCCGCCAUGGGACUCUUCAUGGGUAUCAUCGACACCGUGGCCAACCUCUGCAUGAUCCAGCUCUACGGAUCCAACGUGGCGCCCUUCCUGCAGGCGCUGCACUUUUUCUACGCGCUGGGGGCGUUCGCGUCUCCGAUGAUUAACGAGCCGUUCCUGCUGAAGAACCCGCACCACUGCUUCGCGCUCAUCGACGACAUUCUGCAGGCGCGCGGCAACUCCACCGAAAACGAAGCCGCCCUGCUUGAAAUCCUGCAGCACUCCAAGAUCCAGUACGGCUUCGAGAUCAUGGCGCUGCUCCAGAUUCCUGUGGCGAUCCUGGUCAUCACCGUGCUGCUGCGGAAGCGCAAGGGCUCCAGCUCGGAGACGUACGAGAUUGACGAGAGCGGCGGCCUGACGGUCCACCACGUGCCGUCCGAGGGCGUCAUCGACGACCACAACGCCGCCUCGACGCGCCAGGUGGCGCUGGUCACCAUCUGCGCCAUCGUGCUCUGCUUCAUGUACGACGGACUGCAGGGUGCCUACGGCGGCUACAUCUACAGCUACGCCCGGAAGAUGGUGUCGGGUCUGACGGCCACAGAGGGCGCCUACCUGACCUCCUGCUUCUGGGGCACGUUCGCCGUCGGCCGGCUGGUCUCCAUUGGCGUGGCCACCAAACUCUCGCCGGCCUUCAUGAUCAUGUUCAACAUCGUGGGCUGCGGUAUGGCAGCCCUGCUGAUGCUCAUCUGGCAGCACAGCCGUCUGGUGGUGUACGCCGGCACCUGCCUGUUCGGCCUCUCUCUGAGCAGUAUCUACCCCACCACUAUCUCGCUGGCAGAGACAUACAUCGACGUUAGCUCGGUGAUCACCAGUCUGAUUGUGGUCGGGGCAGCCGCCGGGGAGAUGGUCCAGCCCGUCGUGGUCGGACACGAGUUCGAGUCGGUGGGUCCAGUCAUGUUCCAGAUCAACGUGAUUCUGGUGGUCCUCAUCUCGAUCAUCGUCGUAUUUGUCCUGUUCGUCGUGGGCGCUUCGAUAAAGAACCAGGCCGGUCUGUUCCGCCUGUUCCGCUGCUGUAUGGGAUCCGGCAGUGACCCCGGCGAGGACACCGGUCUGAUGAGUCAACACGUAACCUACUACUCACGCAUGCCACACGAGGUCAGCUCCAGUGAGCUGCACUUCAACCCCAACGGCAAGGGCAGCUAGGUCGGCCUCUGGGUCAGCUAGGGCGGCCUCUGGUCAGCGGAGUGUUGCUGCUGAGGGGCACCUGGGUGUGCGCUGUUCCAGAGAGAUGAUGUGGUGAGGUCGUGAGGCGCAGACCGGUCAUAUGAAGGUGGAGGGUACCAGGAUGGUCCGGCCGAGGUGUUGUGAAGUGGAAGUGUGAAGCGAUGUGUCGGAGAGGUUACGAGUCGGUCGACCGAUAGGUGGCGCUGGAUGAUUGGUCGACGACAUCGGGCAUUAGGAAAAGCUGGGAACGCUCUGAGAGAGCGACUAGAAAGCUCGAGGACUUAUUGCUGUUAUUUGUCGAACGCUGUGCGUCAAGUGUUUGUGUGAGAGGCAGUGGAAAACCGAAGAGAGGACGUUAAGUUAUACUGGAGGGCGGAGCACCAAGAGCUGAUGCCGCUGCAUUGCUGGUGGUUUCUCGGCGAGCCAGGAGCGUCCGUGGAGACUAUGUCGUGUGCGCGGUGGAGACGGCUGAGGCGAACACUACGGAGAGAGUGUGAUGUGCGAAACGAACUCUGGCGAAUGCAAGUGUCGAGUAUGAUAGAGGGCGUGUGUGGAGCUGAAUGAGCCGGCCGUAAGAGGCCCCGAAGUCCCGUGUGGUCACCCUUUUGGGAUACGACUGAGUGCACGACAGUACGCCAUUCAUUUAUGGGAGGCUGUUCAACUGUUACAGGACGGAAGUUGUUGUUCGGAUGUUUAUUAUCAUUUAUCGGGAUAGGGCUGUUCGUAUGCGUAGCUGCUGGGGUACAUAGCCAUGAAAACUGUCGACGGAAUGCAAACGUUACGACUGAUGGGACUCCAGCAAUAGUUACGUUCUGUUAUAUAUUUCCUCCCACACUGGAAGCAUGCGCAUCAUCGCAUGAAAUGGUAAAUUGGAGAUCCAUAGGGACUUUGUUUUCGAUCGCAGUCUCUUAAGCGUUCAGAUGUGGGCAGUGGAUAUGAGUCAUUUGGUUUGGUCAAGGCAAUUCGGUUUUGUUUUUGUCCACAGGUUAUUGGAGCUGUGAGUGUAUUUGUGUGCCAUGGCAGGUAUGGCAUACGAUUCCAAUGUUCGCUAGCGUAGAAUGGGUGUUCUCGAGUAAGUCCGCCUCUUGAAUCCUCCGACUUUUCCUGUCCAGUCAAUGUGCGUGAGUUUUUUUUAUAACAUAUAUAUAUUAGUUAUUUUGAAAUUUUGAAUCAUAACUUCAAUGAAUCCUAAAGUAACUUGUACUUGUUCCACCAGUGCUUCCUAGGGAAUCAAGCCCUUUUCUCGGACUUACCGAACCAAAAUAGAAGCAUAUCAUUUUAUUCUAAAACGGUACGCGUUCUCUUUUCCCGUCUACUCGAAGUUCGUAGCUGGUCCGGGCGCUGCGCCUUGGCACUUGGCGUGUACGAUUCCAGUGGACUGCCAUGGUGUCUGGGUAGCGGUGCCGUGUUCAGCUGUCGAGUGUCUGCCCUUCCACGAUUCCCUGAUCCGUCGGUUUCCUGUGGCGGUAAUGAGAUAUGCCUCCCGAGCCGCUAAUCGCACUCUGAACGGCGGGGGCACGGUCCGAGUCUUUAGCCGCGGGGCGUACGGUCCGGCUCCCCAAGCCGCGGGGCUCACUGUCCGGCUCCAGCCGCGGGGCUCGCCGUCCUGCCUCGGCCGAUCAGCUCUCAAUGGUCGGUCACCGUCUCACUACCGGCCAAUGUUCUCCGUAAGACGUGUUGUCAACUCGCUGUGACUGUGAAUGUCUCGUCGAUUUCAACAUUCUCGUCGAUAUCUAUGCCUCUGGCCACGUUUCGCGGUCGAGUUUCUCAGUCUUUAUCUAGAGCUGAAUUUUCCGUCUCUCGGCUGACUGCAGCCGUUCGAGCUUAGGAAUAGGGAUAGAUUUAGGAAAGGAGCGACUAUUUGGAUUGUUCGAUGUGCUUUCAGGAACAACUAGACAGAAAUGCACUCUUUAGGCUUCGGUCCGGUUUUGCCAACACUGCGCACAGUGUUUUUGCUACUCCAAAAACAACAUGUACCUAUUAUCAAUCUCACGGCUUUGACUUCUAUUCAUCUGUCGAGCGGUUGUACCAUAUUUGUGUGUUCGUACUGUCCUUACGUUGUGUGCAUGGAUGUUGUUUGAGGCAGACUGCAGAGGCUGCAGAUAUUUAUUUAAUGGAAAAGGCUAGCAGAGACGUUGUUUGCUUCGGGUGAACGAAUAGUUGAACAAUGCUAUGUUUCGAUGUAGGCAUAUGUUAUCUGCGAUUGAAUGUGUUAUUUGUCGUUUCUUGUUCCUUUCUUUUGUGCAAUCACCUGUUACCUAAUUUAUUAUCCGAACUCUCGUCUUUUUUUGACUGUUUUCUGUGUGUUGGGGAGUGAAUGCUGUUUAAAUAUAGGAAUCAUACAUACAAGCGCAUAAUUAUGUCAUGUGAUAUAGGCUUAACUCUAAUGGUAGCGCCCUUGUAUAUGUUAUAAUAGAUGUGCUCAAAUGA